CGUCGUUUGAUAUAUACCAAUUCCCACGACUUAAGUCAGAAUUAGGGUUCUAGAUAAAGCACCCAAAGCUUCUCAUUUUCUCCGCCGAACCAAACCCUAGCAGAGCAACACAUCUACAUCCUCUUACAGAGAUGGCGAAGUCGAAGAACCACACGGCUCACAACCAGUCUUACAAGGCUCACAAGAACGGCAUCAAGAAGCCCCGCAAGCACCGCCAUGCCUCCACGAAAGGGAUGGAUCCAAAGUUCUUGAGGAACCAAAGGUACGCGAGAAAGCAUAACAAGAAGAGUGCCGACUCCGCCACCGAGGAGGAGUAGAAGACUAGACAGACAGACAGACAUUUUGUUUGAGAUCUAUGAUUUCAUUUCCUUCAUGUUUACUUUAAUAUUCAGUAGUAUAGUGCUUUGAUGCUACUGUAAUGGGUUUUGUUUGAAUUCCUAGUAGGGGCGGCACUUCCGAGCCUUUUUACUGAUGAUUGUUAAGGAUAUGCUUACGUUCUGAAUUGUUGUUAUUAUCAUUAUUAAUCAUUUAGUUGGAUGGAGCCUAUGGUCUUUGUGCUUUA
Molecule: messenger RNA, 562 nt
Organism: Juglans regia (Persian walnut)
Lineage: Eukaryota; Viridiplantae; Streptophyta; Magnoliopsida; Fagales; Juglandaceae
Product: 60S ribosomal protein L29-1-like
Exons: 3
Coding region: 132-317 (61 amino acids)
Biological process (GO): cytoplasmic translation
Cellular component (GO): ribosome; cytosolic large ribosomal subunit
Molecular function (GO): structural constituent of ribosome
Source: RefSeq, a predicted model, not a curated record